Molecule: messenger RNA, 1890 nt
Organism: Hemisphaericaspora subhashii
Lineage: Eukaryota; Fungi; Ascomycota; Pichiomycetes; Serinales; Debaryomycetaceae
Gene: ZCF23
Product: Zcf23p
Exons: 1
Coding region: 1-1890 (629 amino acids)
Biological process (GO): cellular response to starvation; regulation of DNA-templated transcription
Cellular component (GO): nucleus
Molecular function (GO): zinc ion binding; RNA polymerase II transcription regulatory region sequence-specific DNA binding; DNA-binding transcription factor activity, RNA polymerase II-specific
Source: RefSeq, a predicted model, not a curated record
AUGACCAAAAAAUUAACUGCACAAGAGAAACAGAAUAGAAAACCAGCACAAAGAGCAUGUACAUUUUGUCAUGAAAAACAUUUACAAUGUUCAAAUGAAAGACCAUGUAAGAAUUGUGUGAGAAGAAAUAUGGCAGAUCAUUGUAAAGAUGCCGUACGGAAACGAGCAAAAUAUUUAACUAAAGGAAUUGGAAAUGAUGGUAGUGUUAAUAGUAAUAAUAAUACACCUAGGAAACGAAGAAAGAAGCAACAAGAGAUAGUAGGAGAUAAAGAGCAAGAAGAAGCUAGAUCAAAUAGUGCUGAAAUAAAACAAAUAUUGGAAAUACCGCCUCAUAUUACCAGUCCUAGCACUACAACAAAACAUCCGCUUCCUGAUACUAUUAAUUCGACUAGCGUAAGCUCCACGGCAGAAAAUCAAAUUAUUCUACCUGUGUCUUCCACUGUCACUAAUCCUAACCCAUUUCAUGCACAGCCAAGUAAUGCAAUCAUUCAUCAGCAAUCAUCAGAUAUAAUUAUUCAUAAUCCAGCAGGAGCAACAAUAACAACCACAACAGGAGUAACCACAACUGUAGAACCUCAAUCUAGACCAAUUAUCCCCACUUCCAAACUUAUUCAAUCAGAACUGCAACAACAUAUUAAUACUAUGUUAAAUACUACGAAUGAUGUUUUAAAUAAAUUAUUAAAUGAUGAUCCCUUGGAUCAACAAGAAAGUUUACAUAAUUUAACUCCAAAUAGUUCAAUUACUCCACAACCAAAUUUUAAUUCUAAUUUUUUAAAUCAAGAAUAUUUAAUGUUGGGUGAUAUAAUUUUAAAUUCAAAACCUUCUUCACCAUCACCAUCAAAUACAAGUGCUAGUGAAUAUAAUAUGAUUUCUCCAUCUAAUAGUUAUUUUGGUACUAUUAAUAUUGAUGAGUUGAAUACUACUAAUCAGAGAACACAUAAAAGAAAGGUACAAAGAUUAAAAGAUUCAAGACCAUUUAUAAGUUUAGGAUUCCCACAAGAUUCUAGAAUGGGAUUAAAUAAUUUGAAUAAUAUGGCCCAUCAAACUGAUAAUUUAUUAGAUGUUAAUAAAGAUUCUACACCUCAACAACAUCAUACUCGAAAUGAUAAUAAUCAAAUAUUUAGUCAAAAUAAUUUAAAUGAAUUAUCAAUUGAAUAUGUAUCACCAUUAAUUACUCAUCAUUUAUAUCAAUCAGUUUCUGAUAUUUAUGGAAAUAGUAUGAUUAAUUUUGAUUAUCCACAAUCAUAUCAUGCAUUAACAUUUUUUUUAAAACAACGAUUUCUGGGGAUUAAUUUAUCACAAGAACAACGACAAUUAAAGAGAAAGAAUUUAUUAAUCAUAUUGAAAUUAAUUGCAAGUUAUAGACCUACUUUUAUUUCUGCUCAUAAAUCAUUAUUAAAACCUCAUGAUUUAUUAUUUUUAGAAAUGUGUUUUCAAAGAUGUUUAAUUGAUUAUGAAAAAUUAUGUCAAUUAAAUAGUAGUCCUACUAUUAUAUGGAGAAGAACUGGAGAGAUUGUAAGCAUUACUGAUGAUUUAUUAAGUUUAUUAGGUUAUAAUCUUGGAGAUAUAUUAUCCAAAAGAACAUUUAUAAUGGAAUUAAUGUAUGAUGAUGAAUCAAUUAUAAAUUAUUUCCAAUUAUUUAAAUCAGUCGCUGUUGGGAAUUUAAGAUCAAGCAUUAUGACAAAAUUAAAAUUAAAAAGAGUUGUUAAUAAUGUCAAUAAUAAUACUUCUUCUUCAGUUGUAAGUGGUGAAGAUGAAAUUGAACAUGAUAAAUAUAUAGAAUUUUGUACUGUUUGGACAGUGAAAAGAGAUUUAUUUGAUUUACCAAUGUUAAUUGUUGGACAAUUCUUACCAAUCUUACCAACUGGUGAUGGUAUUAGAAUGUAUUAG